Messenger RNA from Torulaspora globosa, 3018 nucleotides. RefSeq names its product mannose-ethanolamine phosphotransferase GPI13 (gene GPI13). Gene Ontology annotation, cellular component: endoplasmic reticulum membrane. The coding region runs from base 1 to 3018 and encodes 1005 amino acids. NCBI's taxonomy places the organism in Eukaryota, Fungi, Ascomycota, Saccharomycetes, Saccharomycetales, Saccharomycetaceae. Gene Ontology annotation, molecular function: mannose-ethanolamine phosphotransferase activity. The record is from RefSeq and is a predicted model, not a curated record. The transcript has a single exon. Gene Ontology annotation, biological process: GPI anchor biosynthetic process.
AUGGAUGAGCGUUCGAUAAGACGAACUCUCUUGAGCACUUCGGCUGAUGAAAAACGGCUGUAUAGAGCUAGAAUUAGGAAAUUCAGAAAAUCUCAUAGCUUAUAUGUUAUUUUGCUAGCGUCGUUGGCACUUUUGCAAUUCAUUGCAAUCGCCUUUUUCACUAGAGGCUUUCUGUUGGCUCGACGGGUCCUUGAUGAUGUCGGGAUCAAGACAGAGGAUUAUGGGAAGUUCGAAAAAGCGGUGGUGUUGGUGGUGGAUGCGAUGAGAUUUGAUUUCGUGAUACCUGUAGAUCCCGAGGAGCCUGGCUUCAACCACAAUUACCAUAACAAUAUUGACGUGCUCUAUGAGAGUCUGUUUCGUGAACAUGGUUCGUCUUUGCUUUUGAAAUUCAUUGCUGAUCCUCCUACUACGACUCUGCAGAGGUUGAAGGGCUUAACUACGGGUUCACUACCGACUUUUAUCGAUGCAGGGUCCAAUUUCGAUGGUAGUGUUAUCGAUGAAGAUAAUCUGAUAAAGCAGAUGUUUCAACAGGGCAAGCAAGUUUAUUUUGCCGGCGACGAUACGUGGGACAAGCUCUUUCAUCCUUUCUUGUCUUCCGAGAGUGUGCCCUACGAGUCAUUGAACGUGUGGGACUUGGAUACCGUCGACAAUGGGGUCAUAUCCUACUUCCGCGAACAUCUCAUAGACCGAGCGGAUCCAGGAUGGGAUGUGCUGAUUGGGCAUAUGUUGGGAAUCGACCAUGUGGGCCAUAAGUACGGCCCGAAUCAUUUUACUAUGCGCGAGAAGCAGUUGCAGGUUAACGAAUUUAUUGGUCUGAUAAUGGCCGCUAUAGAUGAUGACACGGUACUGAUAGUCAUGGGAGAUCAUGGAAUGGAUCAUACUGGUAAUCAUGGAGGUGACUCUGUCGAUGAACUCGAGAGUGCUUUGUUCCUGUAUACCAAGAGGCCAGGAAUGUGGAGCCAUCUAGAACCUGAGGCAUACAACAUUUCUAAACUAGGAGCAGACUAUAGACAGAUUAACCAAAUCGAUUUGGUACCGACGAUCUCUAUCCUACUCGGCUUACCGCUUCCGUUCAACAGUCUUGGAUGGCCCGUCGAUGAAAUCGCAAGCACAAAAGAAGAAAGGGAUUUCUAUGCUAGAAUCACACUGGAGCAAUUGGAGUUGUAUAAGCGAACAAGUGAUAUGAUCACUAAUUCUGAGAAGGCUCGUGCAUUAGAAGAAGCAUGGAACAGAGCAAUUAAGGAUCCCUCGCUUGCUGCAUCAUAUCAAAGCCAGUUCCUCGAAGUUUGUAAGGAUUUGUGGACCAGAUUCGAUUAUUGGAGUAUAGGAACGGGUAUUAUUCUUUUAACGAUAUCGCUAGUCCUUUUACUUUCUAUCAUGAAGUUGAUACCGUCUAUUGUGGUGGGCCAAAUGGUUUCUGAGUUUGCUCCGUGGAUUGCAAUAAUGACUCUCGUUUCUAAUGCCUGCCUUCAUGGACUUUUUUAUGUUUUCAAACAGCCGGCUUUUCUUGAAGAUGUUCUUUGGUGCUCAUUACUUGCCACUGCCAUUGGAAUCAUUGUUGGUUGCUUCAUUCCGGUGUUUGACCGGUACAGUUUAAAGUGGAUACUGAUUAGAUUUUUCGAGGAUUUGUCCGAUUAUUGGUCUAGAAUCGGUGCACUUUUGUUGACCCUUCAUGCUAUUUCAUUUACCUCUAAUUCUUUCACGAUUUGGGAAGACAGAAUUGUGAGCUUUCUGCUUAUCUCACUGGGCAUGCUCACUCUGUAUGAGUUCGUCUUCCUGCCCAAACGGGAAUCAACAUCUGCUUUACUGACGGCUGCGAUCAGCGAAAAGCAAGGCACCACAUCUGGGGUCCGUCAAUCAACUGCAAACUCAGAUUCAUUACCUUUAACGAGAUUUGCACGCUUGCUUGGGGUCUAUCAUUCCAUCGUACUGAUAGUCUGCACAAGAAUUGCAUCCAUGAUCUCUAUAUGUCGAGAAGAGCAAGGCCAAUACUGUGUACCGACCUUUACAACAAAGAACAAUUACUCUUUGUGGUGUAUGGGACUCUGCCUUUUGACUGUGGCCUUGAUACCUUCAUGCAUAAAAGGUUAUUACAACCUUUCUUUAUCGUACCAAGCGGCUGCACCUAUCUGGAUUGAUUUCUUCUUGAAAGGUGUCCUUCUGACUAAUUUUGUCUAUUGGACCUUGACAGCGCUAGAAAACAAUGCCAUCGGAUUAUCAUGGAAUGUUUCAAUUUUCAAAUUUACUAUUGCCAGAAUAAUCGCAGGCUUUUCCUUGAUUGCAUCAAACAUAGGUUGGAUGAUGGGGCCUCUGUGUGUUAAACUCAACAUCCACAACACGGAUGCCAAAUCUCAUCAAGCAACAAUAUUGGGAUACGCAAAUGCGUAUGGUGCUCAAUUCUUCCUGCUGGUGAUCAAUGCUCUCAUGGCAAUCAUAUUAUUCAACAAACCAUUGGCACAAAUUUCUCUGUACUUGAUGUGCAACCAAUUGCUAUCUAUAUUAGAAAUCAUUGACCUUCUAAAACUGAAAGAAAACAUUAUAGGGCCUUUCGCUUUGGCGCUUCUAGCCUACUCACAGUUCUUCAGCACUGGUCAUCAGGCAACAAUCCCUUCUGUUCAAUGGGAUAUUGGUUUUACACUGUCGGAGACAAUCACAUUUCCGUUUACUCAACUAGCAAUCAUUUUAAACACUUUCGGUCCUCAAAUUUUGGUUGCACUCUCUGUGGCUCUCGUAACGCUUUGGAAACAACAGCCAGAUGUGUUGAAACCACAGACGCUUUUGGGCAGAAUAGUUUCCAACUGCGGUUCUCUAUUGGUUUAUAACACAGUGCUAUGUCUGAGUUCCUUUGUUUGGGUUACUCACUUCCGCCGACAUCUGAUGGUUUGGAAGAUCUUUUGCCCAAGAUUUCUAUUCGCUAGUAUGAGCUUGAUUGCUGUGCAAAUCGUCGUCACGUUCGGAACCGUGGCAUUCGCCAGCGGAAGAAUCAUAAGGCAGAUUAACGACAUUUUUUGGAAGUGA